Messenger RNA from Meloidogyne enterolobii, 1591 nucleotides. Lineage: Eukaryota; Metazoa; Nematoda; Chromadorea; Rhabditida; Meloidogynidae. The record is from the annotation of a GenBank genome assembly.
UUUACCCACAUUCCAUUAUUGCCUUAAAAAUAUGAUUCCUUCAUUUUCAAUGGCCCAAAAUUUUGGGGUCCAAAAUGGUCAACCUCGUAAUAAUUUUGUUCAACACCAAUCUACUCCGCUUAUUUAUGGUGCUGUUAUGCGUCAAGGUGCUACUCAAUCUCAAGUGCAAUUUCAACAAAUGAUGCCGCAACGGGUUGUUCAACAAAUUCCAAGUUUUGGGGUUCAACAGAAUUACAACAAUCCUCUACCUGCCAACUCAACAAAUAUGAACAUUAAUUUGGGCCGUUCUAACCAGAACGUUUUUGCGCUUCAAACCAAUCAAUUGACGACUACAUCAAGUCAAUAUUUGCCACAACAACAACUUCAACCGCCCUAUCCUCUUCUUGCAACAAAUUCGUCUCCUGCUAUGAUUUCACCGCCUCGGAUGUCUUUUGUUUCUUUUCCACCAAUGCCUUCGGUUCAUAUGAAUCCACCGCCAGCGCACAUAAAUUUAACGGUUAAUGGUCGUCAGCAACCGCAGGCUCAACCAACUGUAACGCUCAACCAUGUGAACUUCUGUCCGUAUCAGCCUCCAGCUUGUAUUAAUCAACAACUAUUUUCGCCUGCCGUAGGGUGGUCUUUUACUAGUGAACCUCCAACUAAUACAAACCGAGUGCAACAACAACAUCAACAACCUAUUUUGCGAAUGCCAACUGUUGUUAUUCGACCUGGGGGGACUACAAUUAUUCGUUUAAAUGGUUAUAAUCGUCCGUCGGGAUACUUUGGGCGAGGGCCGUCGACUAAUAUUGGUUUGGUUUUUGAUAAUUUUUUAUUUUUCCAGUGGUUUUUUAUGUAGUUGAAAACCUCAUACACUCAUGGGGCUGAAAAAUCAUACCUUGUUAUUAGGUCAGGCCCGUAGCCAGGAUUUUUUCGGGGUGGUGAGGAACCCUCAAAAGACGAGUCGAAAAUACUAAAAUUUGGAUUGUUAACAACUUUUUCAUGUUGAUGGGGAACAACCUUCAACUUUGUGAUUGAAGCUUUUCUGUAUUUUUUUGUAAAACCUUGUUUGUAUUUUUCCUACUGUUCGGUAUUUUGCGGCUUUUGUAUUUAGGCGUUUGGGAAAUUUUUUGCAAUUCCCUCCAACGGCUAACCAGAAAUUAAAGAAAUCUAAAAACGAGAUUUUCAAUUAUCUCUUAAAAAUUUCACAAAGAAAACAUUUUUUAGGUUGUCAUACUUCAAAUGUUAAAAACGGAUAUAAAGCUCAACAACCACGUAUCAAAUAUAACGAAGAAAUUCUUGCUGAUAAAAAAGAUGAAUGUCCUAUUUGUUUGGAAGAUAUGGAUAGUGGAAAUUUAAUUGCUAGACUUCCAUGUCUUUGCAUUUUUCAUAAAAGGUUUCUUUUUUGAUUUUAUAAAGUGGAGUGGUUUUUUUUGGGGGGUUCUAGUGCAUGACAUGCGUCCCUCAACAGUGAUGUUCAUUCGAUUUCUGGUUAAUAUUUGGUUUUAAAAUUUUUUUUCUUGGGAAUUCGUUCUUAAGGAUUGUUGUGGGAACCGGACGUAAAUUCUUAUUAGUUCCUAGAAGCGACGAGUCUGACCAACUACAAGCUAUGGAC